AUGGUACUUAAGGUCUUCUUUCCGUCAUGCUGCUCCUUGGCAGAAAGUGGCAUUUUAAUCGGCCGCUGGAUCUCGGAACAGAACUCUGCCGUUAUCCUUGCCGUGGUUCAUUUCCCCUUUAUUCCUGCCCAGGUGAAGCAGUAUCUCAGUGAAGUGCAGCGAGUGACUAAAGUCAAUGUUUCUGUGCUCGGCUCCUGGAGCAACAGCAAACAGGAGAAGGAAGAGAGUCUGAGUAAGUUCUUGGAAGACCUGGGGACAAUAUUCACCCAUGAGCCAUGGAUUCAGAUAAGCAAAGAGGGAGACAGCAAAUUCUGGAGCUGUUCCACCCUUCAGAAGCACUCGAACAACCCCAAGGAGGAAGAAAUCAUCUUGGUGUACUAUGACCAGCGCAAAGUCAUGCUUUCCCAUCUGCAUCCCCCUCUGGACACAGCCACCUCCACUGACCACACCGCAGAUGACACUUCAAAGCUCUCGGCCAUCUUCGACACCGUUGCGAGGAGUAAGGUGCUGUUCAUGACAGACAGGUACGACGAUGGACCCAUCAAGCUCACCCACUGGCAGUCGGACGGCGUUGAGGCCAGUAUCAUCGUGGAGCUGCUGAAGCAGGCAGCUGUGCCUGCGUGCAUGCUGCUGACGUUCCUGCUGUCACUGAUCGCUGGGGUCUGCAGGAGCAGGGUGCUGAAGGUCUGGCCUUUGUCUUUCUUAUGGAGCAAACUCUCAACUUGUGAGCAGCUGGGACAUCGCCUGCAGCACCUCCAGCUCAUCAGCAGCAACAAGAAGGCUCAGACCCAGGCUCAGCUAAUGAGGAAAGCCAACAUCUUUGUCUCUCUGCUGAUUGAUGUGGCUCUGGGGAUACUGCUGAUGUCCUGGCUGUACAGAAAGAACCGAAUUGGGCACCUGGCUGAUGCUCUCAUCCCCGUGGCUGAUCACGUAGCUGAAGAGCUCCAGGACCUGCUCCAGUGGCUAAUGGGAGCACCAGCUGGACUGAAAAUGAACCGAGCGCUGGAUCAGGUGUUGGGCCGCUUCUUCCUUUACCACAUCCAUCUUUGGAUUAGCUACAUCCACCUGCUGUCCCCCUUCAUUGAGAUGAUCCUCUGGUACGUCGGUCUGUCGGCGUGCCUGGGCCUGACCGUGGCUCUCUGCAUCCUCUCCGACAUCAUCGCGCUUCUCACCUUCCACAUCUACUGCUUCUAUGUGUACGGAGCCAGGCUCUACUGCCUGAAGAUUUACGGCCUGUCAUCUCUCUGGCGCUUGUUCCGUGGGAAGAAGUGGAAUGUCCUCCGGCAGCGGGUGGAUUCCUGCUCCUAUGACUUGGACCAGUUAUUUAUUGGCACUUUGCUAUUUACAAUCCUGCUGUUCCUCCUGCCUACCACUGCGCUGUAUUAUUUGGUGUUUACCCUGCUGCGAUUGCUGGUGGUGAUUGUCCAAGGCCUGAUACACUUGCUGGUUGACCUGAUCGACUCUCUGCCUCUUUAUUCCAUCAUCCUUCGGCUCUGCAGAUCCUACAGACUCGCAGCUGGUGUGAAGUUCAGAGUCCUUGAGCAGCAGGAUGGAAAACCUCUUCGACUCCUUAUGCAGAUCAACCCUCUGUCAUACGGCAGUGUGGUCCGGACAUACCGGCUGCCCACCUACAGCUGUUACCCCAAGGAUUCCUGGACAUCUCUCUGCAAGAAGCUGUUCCUUGGAGAGCUGAUCUACCCCUGGAAACACAAAGGAGAGAAGCAGGACUAAAGACCGCAAAAGAACUUGAAAGACUUGGUCAGAAAUACGUAUUGAAUCCUAAUGCUUUCGGACCAAAGGCAUCUCGGAGCCAGCAGCUGCUGGAUCCCUUUAAUUAGAUUUUGGUAACAUGGGAGGGGCUGAGUUUUUAAAGGCAAGUAUUUUUUAUACAUUAU
This is a messenger RNA of Pterocles gutturalis (yellow-throated sandgrouse), 1895 nucleotides long. RefSeq names its product phosphatidylinositol glycan anchor biosynthesis, class Q (gene PIGQ). The record is from RefSeq and is a predicted model, not a curated record. Gene Ontology annotation, biological process: GPI anchor biosynthetic process. The transcript has 10 exons. Gene Ontology annotation, cellular component: membrane; endoplasmic reticulum. NCBI's taxonomy places the organism in Eukaryota, Metazoa, Chordata, Aves, Pterocliformes, Pteroclidae. Bases 1 to 1731 code for a protein of 576 amino acids.